Chaetomium globosum CBS 148.51 is the source of this 1560-nucleotide messenger RNA. RefSeq lists its product as uncharacterized. The transcript is spliced from 3 exons. The record is from RefSeq and is a predicted model, not a curated record. Gene Ontology annotation, molecular function: G protein-coupled receptor activity. NCBI's taxonomy places the organism in Eukaryota, Fungi, Ascomycota, Sordariomycetes, Sordariales, Chaetomiaceae. Gene Ontology annotation, biological process: adenylate cyclase-activating G protein-coupled receptor signaling pathway. Gene Ontology annotation, cellular component: plasma membrane. Bases 1 to 1560 code for a protein of 519 amino acids.
AUGACGGUGCCGAGAUGGACGUUCCCGGGGACGCCUCUCAACCACUUUCAUGGAGCUGCCGCUUCUGAGAUGUCGCCCCUCGUGGCUCGGCAUCCUUCAGUCACCGACAACGACGAACACAUUGUCCGCGUCAUGCUGAUCGUAACGACCACUUUUGCUUCGAUCAGUGUCUUGUCGACUCUGUUCGCCCUAUACUGGUUCGUGAAGAUGAAGCGGAGUUUCCGGCACGAGUUAAUCUUGCUCCUAAUCCAAAGCGAUUUCGCAAAGUCGAUGGUCUUGGUCGUAUUCGCCAUUGUGAGCUUUGUUGGGGGUACUGUUCCUUCCGACUCAGCCUUUUGCCAGGUCAGCGGAUUUGUUCUCGCUGUGGGCAUCGAGUCUUCCGACAUUGCCGUCUUGCUCAUUGCCCUCCACUCCGCCAUGUAUAUCUUUCGCCCAAGGGCAGGGCUCUACCCGUAUCGCCGACGGGCCUACUUGGUCUUCUAUUUGUACCCGACUUUGGCUGCGUGCCUAGCAUUUAUCGGCGGCAAUGGGUACCAGAACAUGGGGCCCCAUUGCUAUUUGCGAACCGACAGGAGCUGGGCGCGGCUGUUGCUUAGCUGGAUCCCACGGUACAUCAUCUGCGUCAGCAUCGUCAUCAUUUACCUAUCCAUCUACUUGUAUAUCCGAAGAAGGAUGGGAGACUACGGAAGGCGGUGCUCGGAAGCCAUGCAGUCGCAGGCGUCCAGGCGAUCAACGGUAACUGCUUCGACACCCAGGCUCCGGUACAAUGGACUCCUUCCUUCCACGCCAUGCUCGCGUCGGAGCUCGGCAACCGACACCAUACUGACGGUCAAAGACCCGCUCCGGCCGCCAUCAUCGAUCAGCUCGGCCUGGCCCACGAGCGCAAGGACGAGUGUGGACCUCCGCCUCCUCUUCGCCUACCCGCUCGUCUACAUCAUCCUAUGGCUCUUCCCCUUCGUCGCGCACGUCCUCGGCUACGACUCCUCCUCCUCCUCCUCCUCCUCCACCCCACUCGUCAACCCCCCGCCCCCCUCCCACUGGCUGCUCGUCGUGUCCAUCCUCAGCCUGUGCGUGCAGGGCGCCGUAGACUGCCUCCUCUUCCUGCUGCGCGAGACGCCGUGGCGGUAUGCGCGCGGGAGGCGGUUCUGGGCGGUGUUGGGCAGGCGGUGGGCGUGGAGGACCGGGGGAAGUUGGUGGUGGUGGUGGGGUGCGGGGUGUGGUGCGGGAGGGGUGGGGUUGCGGGGGGAUGAGGUGGGAAGGACCAGGGAGGAGAUGUUGGUUUAUGGGCGGUUGGCGAGGGAGAGGAGGGAGGGGGAGGUUGAGGUGGAGAGGGCGAGGGCGAGGGGGAGGGAAAGGGCGGUUGCGAUGGCGGUGGGGUGGGGGAGUGGUUCUACUACUGUUGCUGGGGAGGGGGUUGCUGCUGCUGCUGUCCCUGUGAGGAGGGAGUGGUGGGAUGGGUGGGCAGAGAGGGUGGGGUGGAGUGAUGAUGAUGAUGUUGACGUUGAUGAUGUUGAUGAGGAGGGUAGAGGUGGGGGAGAGCCUAGGGCGGAGGCUCGAUAG